Messenger RNA from Ostrinia furnacalis (Asian corn borer), 3553 nucleotides. Its product is annotated as protein FAM91A1. The transcript is spliced from 21 exons. The record is from RefSeq and is a predicted model, not a curated record. Lineage: Eukaryota; Metazoa; Arthropoda; Insecta; Lepidoptera; Crambidae. Bases 193 to 3135 code for a protein of 980 amino acids.
AAGAAUAUUAUUAGAAUUAUAAUAUUUUGACAGUGGCUUGCUUUGGCAGUUGGUACAAUUUAUAUUAGAUGAACGCAGCUAAUUGCAGAAAUCAUUUCGUCUUAUCAAAAUAUUUGGCGAUUUUUUUAAUCAAGGACAUUUUAUUAAGUUUAUUCGAUGUAAUUACGAUUAAAUGAUAAAUUCUCCGGUAUCAUGGAGGAUGAAAUUGAGGAAUGUAUUAGAAAAAAGAUCCAGUGGGGGCAUUUACCAGCAACAGUGAAAAAGCUGCUAGGCGAUUCUCCAAAGGAAUAUGAAAGAUACAUAUUUGAAUUCAGUAUUAAAAAUCAAUUAAGGUACCGAGGCAGUCUGGUGAGAACAGUCCGGAAAGAUGAAAAGAAGUACUAUGAGACUCUUGUGCAGAACAGCAUACAGCGGCUCAUGCUCUAUCCCUAUCACCUAGCCGACAUGAUUGUAAAAGGUUUAAGGAUAACACCAUUCAUCUACUAUGUGGAAGUGGUAGCACUUCUCAUAGAGAUGGAGAAGAGCUAUGACACUAUGCCCAACUUCACUGCUGCUGACUGCCUCAGACUGCUAGGCAUAGGCCGCAACGAAUACCUUGAGUUGGUGGCAAAGGCCCGUUCGCUGGGCCGCCGCGGGCGCUCCAAAGCCAUCCGGGCGUUGCUGCCGCGGGUCCCCCUCAAUAUACCAAUGCAGCCCUGGUGGAGGGUGGAGCUUGGAUACGUCUUGGAAGAUGACGUCAAGCCUUUGAGUGAGAGCGAGAAGGCGCUAAUAGAUUUGCUAAUCGACCGCGGCUCGCAGACCGCAGGCACCCUCGACUACAAUAUCGUCAAAACGCUGUACAGACGCGGGCUGAUCUACCUAGACGUGCCGAUCACGGCGGCGGACCGCGUGUCGGUGCCGCCGCUCAAGGGCUUCGUGAUGAACCGCGUGGCGGGAGAUUACUUCGAGACGCUGCUGUACAAGGUCUUCGUGUCUGUGGAUGAGCACACUAGUGUUGCUGACCUGGCUUCUGUGCUGCAGGUGGAGUGCGAGCUGGUGAAGCAAGCAGUGUCGUUAUACUGCCGGCUGGGCUUCGCACGCAACCUGCAGCCGCCGCCCGCCGCGCCGCACCACCCCUCCUGGCGCGACGCGCUAACCACGCACCACCACCAGCCGUACAGACAAAUCACACCACUAACCUUCGACCCCAGCGGUGACGAAGAAACGUUACAAAUGGAGCCGGUGCUCAUAAAACAAGAACCGUCUACCUCCAAACAGAAUUAUGAAGAGCCAACCGAACCAUCUAAUAAUGGUGGUAGUGCAGGCAGAAGAGUGGCUGUUCUUUUUGACUCUACGCUAGCAGCAUACCUUAUGAUGGGGAACCUGUCACCGGAUCUCAAAAGUCAUGCGGUGACGUUGUUUGAAGUCGGAAAACUGUGUGAUGAGAGCUUGGACAGUUUACUUAUGGAAUUAGAUAAGGUGGUCGCCGACCCCGAGAUAGAGGGCGAGGCGCGCCGUUAUUUGGCGGCGGCCGCCUGCCUGCGUGUAGCGCUGCGAACGCUGCGCCCGCGACUCCGCCCGCUAGACUUGCUGCGCUGUGAAGCGCUGCAUGCGCUUGGGGCGCAGGCGCGCGCUCGGCUACUGGCCACUAAGUAUAGGCUGGCGAUAUCGACGGCGCCGCUGUGCAGGGAAGCACGCGCAGGGGCGGCGGCCGGCUCGCUGCCGCACGUGGGGCCCGCGCCGCCCGAAGCCGCCACGCCCUGGAUGCGCCUCUACCUCUACCACGUGGCCGGCUACGGGCCGCCCACGCUGCUGCUCACCAAAGGCACAGUGCUGCGCUGCAUCCCGCGCGCGCUUCUAGGCUACUCGCGGCUGGCGGUGUCGUGGUGGGGCGCGGAGGCAGCGCUCGAAGGCGGCACUGCGCUGCCCGCCGCCGCCGCUCUCGCCGCAGCAAAUUCGGCGCUUAGGCGCGGCCCUGUGUUACUACAGGCGGCUGGUGUGCGACAAGCUGCAUCCUUCACACAUAUCAUGUUCCCACCUGAAAACGACGAACGGUAUGGCAAUGACCCAUACCAAUCGCUGUGGUACCGUCACGCGGGGCUCCGACGAUUGCUGCAGCGGCUACGACUGACGCGCAGCGCGGGCUACGUCACGCUGUGCGACAUCGGCGUGCCCGACCUCGGCUGCGCGCGCCCGCCGCCCGCCGUGCAGCUGCUACCGUCUAGAAAGAAGAAAGACGUCUGCGGCAUUGCGAAACCUGUCAGCGAGAUAUCACUUUCCUCCAAUGAUUCCACAGAAAAAACUGCCGCCGACUACUCAAAAAGGUUACAGUCGCCCAUAGAGUCCCACUUCGCCGUCACGCCGACCAUCGACAGUAAAACUAGUUCCCCUGCCAAUGGAUUCACUAGUGUGGAAUGCGGGCAGCUACUUUGCGAGGAAUUAGACAAUCUAGCAAUCGAUGACGAUUCGAAACAGACGCAUCAAAGCAAGGAAUCGAUCGCGGGCUCAGACGACAUCGUCCAAAUCAACUCGUCGUCCACCAGCAUCGAAGACUUGAAAGAAAAAAGCGAUCUCAAGAAAAACUCCUUAGAAAAUUCCACGAGCAAAGAAUCGAUAAGUUUUUCAGAUGAUUUGGUUGCGAUAAACUCGACGUCGAUCAGCGUGGAGAAUUUGAAAUUCGAUAGCAAGAAAGGAAGUGAUACCGCGAGCGAGAAGUCGAUGAGCCAGUUGAACGAUUUGUUGAGUCCGGCGGAGGAGUCGAUAUCGAUGUUUACGCAGUUAUCGAACAAACUAACGGAGAUUACAGCAGAGGGUGAUAGCGGGGUUGACACCACGCACAAUUUGUCAGACGACGAAACUUGUAAACCCGAGAAAUGGACUAUCCUUGAUCUGCAGUUCGGUAUCCCGUUAUUUGACGAGGUGCUGUGCGAAAAAAUAUGCCAAUGUAUAGUCGAAAGGAUAGCCAAACCUGACUUGUUUGAGAAAGUGAAAGAAGACAAUGACUUCAUUCGUUCUGAUGUCCUGAAAUUCGUGUCACAAUGCCAAUACUAUCCUGGCGAAGACAUGGGUAUAGUAAAACGAGGUACACUAGUGCCUUUACCCCGAAGAAACCUCGUUUUCGAGAACGGGAGAAUCAGCGAGUGGGCCGGCAAAUGAUACCGUCCCGCUCGCACGCGCCAUAUCCACCCAUCGAGAAACGCUUUUGAAAGAGACAGCUAUUUUUGUGGAGUUCUUUUUCAAACUUUACUGGAUAGUGAUCGUGUAAUUGGUUACAAUAAUGUAGCUAGUUUUCAGGCAGUAGAGAUUGUUUACAUACAAAAUGAAAAGCAUACAGGUGUUAUAGAUUUUAAUAUGUUGAUUUAGAGCACAACUUAUGUUAUUUUGGCUUGUCUAAAAGCUUAAUAAAGCAUUUUUUUUAUAACUGACUAUUAUAAAUUAAAAUAACUGUAAUACAAUUUCUUUUGUAAAUAAGUUUCCUAGUAUUAUUAUAACAUAUACUUGCAAGUUUUUAUGCAGAUAGCCAUUUUUUUGUUUCAUCUAUAAUAUUAUUUUAUUUAAUGAAUCCUAAUGAAAA